This is a messenger RNA of Arabis nemorensis, 1632 nucleotides long. Lineage: Eukaryota; Viridiplantae; Streptophyta; Magnoliopsida; Brassicales; Brassicaceae. The record is from the annotation of a GenBank genome assembly.
AUGGCGUCUCACUGGAUUCCUGAAGACGAUUUCAUUCUCAGAAAUUCAAUCGAGAAUGGAGUUUCUCUAGAGUCGUUAGCCAAAGGAGUGGUCAAAUUCUCUCGAAAGUUCACGAUUUCGGAACUAACAGAUCGAUGGCAUUCACUUCUCUACAAUCCUCAAGUCAAAUCUUUAUCUUCAUCAAUCGGAUUCGAGCUCCAAUACUCAGCUCAAUUCCUUUCACAAAGUCAAAAUCAUGGUCAUCACAACACAACACAAGUCAGGUCUCAGUACUACACGGCGCGUAAGAGGAUGCGUUUGGAACAGCCUCCUAGUGAUCAUCUUGAUUCGGUUGCAGUUCCUGUUGCUGUUGCUGAGGAAGAAGGGAGUGCGUUUAGAGAUGUCGAGUGUUAUGAUUUCUUGGAUGAGAUUGAUGAGUUUGACAUUGACAAUUUUCACAAUUCUUUCCUUGACAUUGAUCUUGAUCAUGAGGAUGCUGAUGCUGAUCGGAUGGUGUAUCAGUUGUUCGACCACAAUGAUGAACAGGUUCAAGACUGUAAUGUUUUAGACACAACAAGAACAGAACAUGUUUUGCUUCAACAAGAUCCUCUGUUUCAACAGCCCAAUACAUCUUUCAAUCAAACAACAUCACACUCACAUCACCAAGUAGAGACUUGGGAUCCACAUCCAGAAAUGAAGAACGGUGUUAUCAUAUGUGUUCUAAACACCGAAUCUGAUGAGAUUCCAGAUAACGAUGAUUUCAACCCGCUACUGUGGAAUCCAAAAGCUCGAAACUCGGUUAUGCCUUCAUCACCAUCAUUGAGGAAGCAUAUGAGACCACCUCUGCUUCUAAUCAGAGGAUCAUCAUCAUCACAAGCCAGAGGUAAUGACAUGAUCCAAAGUUAUGGUUUUGGAGAUUCCGCUGUUACGACACAAGCAAGUUCUUCAACUGCAUUCCAAGAUAGCUUUACCGAGAAUGCGACAUCUAGUUUUACCGCAACAACUUCAGCAUCUCUUCAACAUUCUACAGAGAAUGAAGUCUUUGGACAGACAUUGAGUAGUGCAGAGAUGGAUAUAAACGGUCCAAUGUCAGAAGAACAAGAGGAGAAUAAUAACAAAAUCAGUGAUGAAGAUUUACCUUCAUAUUCAGAUGUUGAAGCUAUGAUUCUUGAUAUGGACCUUGAACCGGUUGGUCAAGACCGGUACGAUUUGGAAGCUAGAAGAUAUCGAAACGAGGAAAUGGUGCGAAUGAUAAUGAGAUUAGAGCAGAGUGCUGAGUCUUACAUGAACCGCGACAUUGCUUCUCAUGGAGCUUUAGCUCUUCUGUAUGGAAGUUCUAAGCAUUACAUUAAUAAACCAGAGGUGUUACUUGGAAGAGAAACUGGAGAAUAUGCAAUAGAUAUCGACUUAGGAAAGUCCGAGUCUGGAACAACAGUCUCUCGAAAACAGGCUCUAAUCAAGUUGAAGCAAGACGGGUCUUUUGAAAUCAAGAAUCUUGGGAAAUAUUCCAUAUGGAUAAAUGAUGCAGAAAUUGUAAAAGGAGAAGUUGUUAAUCUCAAGAACAAUUGCUUAAUCCAGAUACGAGAGUUGACAUUCGUCUUCGAGAUGAACAAGACUUGUGUCAAAAGAUAUUUAGAUGGAAUUGGCAAAUGA